CAAAGAAGAACCCUUUAAAAUAUAAUAUCAAAAUUCUAUCGGGUGGGAUAAUACGAAGGAUGGCGGUUUCGAAGAAAUGGGCAUCGACAAUCUCCGCCGUCGCUUCAUCUCUGUUUGCAUUCAUCAUCGUCUUCCAGAUUCCUCUCUUCCGAGUAGCGUGCAGGAACAAGACCUGCGAAUCACCACUGGAGGUUAUAUCCUCUCAGUUGGUUGGAAGCGAAUUCGUUCCUCCACCACUUGUCAAGACUCUCCUUUAUCCUGGUGCCACUGCCAUGUCCCUUCUCCGUGGCUCUCCACUCCCAAGCUACCACAACUUGUUCCACUUUUACCAUUUCGACCAGCUCAGUAGACCCUCCUCCUCUCUUUCAACCGAUGAUAUCCGCCAUCUAGAGGUGUUUGCUGGGUGCUGUUUAUGUCUGCUAGGUGCUUUACUCAGCAUCAUCAAACCCAGAAGACUAACCUUCAUUGGCACGCUCUUGAUCUAUUGGGGUCUUCUCAGAGACAUUCUCCUAUUCAACUCCUCUGCUCGUGUCUACCCAACGCUCUUUCUCGCUUCACUCUCUGCUUUCCUCUCCAUACGAAGCGACGUCAGGAAGAUCAUCCAAUGUUGUUGUUGCACUUCUAAGCCCCUUUCCAAAUCUCUCUGACCCUACAUGAGUAAAAACUAGACUAGUCUUCUAACUUAGAGAUCCCAAAGAGGUAGAAGAAGUCACUAUUAUUACUUUUUUAAACAUCAUAUCAUCAGCGAAACAGUUAAACAAAACUGCUUAGAAUCUUUGUUAC
This is a messenger RNA of Brassica oleracea var. oleracea, 783 nucleotides long. RefSeq lists its product as uncharacterized. The record is from RefSeq and is a predicted model, not a curated record. The transcript is spliced from 3 exons. NCBI's taxonomy places the organism in Eukaryota, Viridiplantae, Streptophyta, Magnoliopsida, Brassicales, Brassicaceae. Bases 60 to 647 code for a protein of 195 amino acids.